CCCCAAAUCCCCCUAAAAUCCCAUUUUUUGCCCGAAUUUCCCCGUUCUUUCGCCCAACCUGAAGUUAUAAUUUCUGUCAUUUUUAUUUUUGCCCGAAUUUGCGGUUUUUCCCCCAGAACCUCGGUGUCCCAGCACCGCUCCCGGGAGCAGCCCCAAAUCCCCCUAAAAUCCCAUUUUUUGCCCGAAUUUCCCCGUUCUUUCGCCCAGACUGAAGUUAUAAUUUAUAAUAUUUUUAUUUUUGCCCGAAUUUGCGGUUUUUCCCCCAGAACCUCGGUGUCCCGCCGCAGUUCCCGCGAGAAGCUGUCGCUGCUGCAGGCCCGGGAGAGGGUGGGGGAGGGGGCGCUGCCCCCCCCCCUCAGCCCCCCGGGAGGGGGCGGGGCCGAGAGCGACGAGGGCGGGGACAGCGAGGGGGAGGGGCCGGAGGGAGAGCCCCGCCCCCUCACGGGGGACCCCCCCGAGGCUCCGCCCCCCAACGGCCCCGCCCCCCCACUGCCGCCCCCCCCCGGGGCUCUCUGCAGGUCCGGCUCCCUGGGGGCGUGGCCUGGCCCCGCCCGGGACACGCCCCCCGCCCAGGCCCCGCCCCCCGUGCGCCGCUCCGCCUCCUCCCCGCGCCUGCAGGCCCCGCCCACGGGUCCGGAGCCCCCCGGCCGCCCCUCCCCCACCCAGAGACCCCCCAGCCCCUCCCCCGCCCCGCCCGGAGCCCCCCGGGACCCCCCCGAGCCGAGGGUGCGCAGGCCGUUCCAGCCGCCCGCCCGGGACGAGGAGUCGGAGUCGCAGCGCAAGGCCCGGAGCCGCCUGAUGAGGCAGGCACGGAGAGCGACCCAGGGCGUGACCCUGACGGAGCUGAGGGCGGCGGAGCAGGGGAUUGGCCGAGCCGCCGAGGGGCGUGGCCAGGAGCAGCCAAUCAGGGACGAGGGCGGGCGGGAGCCGGCCGACCCCCCCCGGCUCCCCGCCCCCCCCGCCCAGGUGCCCCCCGGUGGCCCCGCCCCCAGCCAGGUGACGGACAGCAACGGGCCCGCGGAGGCCCCGCCCCCUCCCAGCCACGCCCCCGCCCCGCCCCCCAACGGGCUCCGCCCCCCGCCGGCCCCGCCCUUCGAUUACCAACAGCUGUUCCAGGAGCUUUGGGUUGAAAACGAGCGGAUUCGGGAGCAGCUGCAGGAGGCGGAGCUGGCGCUGACCCAGAGCCGGCUGGAGCUCGAGAGGGUCACGCAGCGCCAGGAGCGCAGCGCGGAGCGGCCGGCACGGCUCGAGCUCGAGAGAUUCGAGCGCCGGGCGCUGGAGCUGAAGGCGGCUGAGCUGGAGGAGGAGCUGAAGGCCCUGUCGGACCUUCGGGCCGACAACCAGCGGCUGAAGGACGAGAACGCGGCGCUGAUCAGGGUCAUCAGCAAACUCUCCAAAUAACCCGAAACCCCCCAAAAAUCCUCCCAAAACCCCCCCAGGACCCCCCCCCCAAAUCCACCCCCCCCCCAAUCCGCCAAACCUCCCCCACACCAGGGGGCGGAGCCAAACGCGCCAGGGGCGUGGCUAAAGGGAGUGGGUGGAGCUGGUGCCAAGGGGGCGUGGCCAAUCCGGGGGUGGAGCCAUUAAUUGCACUGAGGUGAAAGCUGCCAAAGGGGUGUGGCCAAAUGGGGGCGUGGUCUGUGCGCACCAGGCCCCGCCCCCACCUCUCCCCGCAUGCUGUUCGUCCAAUCAGACCACGGGGGGCGGGGCCUUCUCGUGCCCCGCCCCUUUUGCCAACCCUGCCCCUCCCCCCCCCGCGAAUAUUUUUGUGGAAAAAAAAAGGAAAAAAAGAAAAAAGAGAAAAUAAUAAAUAAAAGAAAACCGUGGGGAAGGGGCGCA
This is a messenger RNA of Zonotrichia leucophrys gambelii, 1839 nucleotides long. RefSeq names its product protein phosphatase 1 regulatory subunit 12C-like. NCBI's taxonomy places the organism in Eukaryota, Metazoa, Chordata, Aves, Passeriformes, Passerellidae. Gene Ontology annotation, cellular component: cytoplasm. Gene Ontology annotation, molecular function: enzyme inhibitor activity; protein kinase binding; phosphatase regulator activity. The annotation marks the transcript as partial. The record is from RefSeq and is a predicted model, not a curated record. The transcript has 13 exons.